Molecule: messenger RNA, 3431 nt
Organism: Syngnathus acus (greater pipefish)
Lineage: Eukaryota; Metazoa; Chordata; Actinopteri; Syngnathiformes; Syngnathidae
Gene: sertad4
Product: SERTA domain containing 4
Exons: 4
Coding region: 686-1909 (407 amino acids)
Cellular component (GO): nucleus
Source: RefSeq, a predicted model, not a curated record
CAACAACCAAGAGGACAAAAAAAGACAAGUCAGCAUCGUCUUCAUUUCUUCGGGUCUCCCAUCUGACCAGUGUGAUAAAUUACGAGGUGUCCUCGAACGCCUCACAGCAGCAGUUGACUUGAAGAGAUGCGACUGCGACGCGGCUACGUGUUGUUUUUCCUUUCCUCUCUCUGUCUGCACAGCCACAAGAAGAGAGACAGCCAGCCAGCCAGCCAGCCAGCCAGCCAGCCAACCAACCAGCCAGCCAGCCAGCCAGCCAGCCAGCCAGCCAGCCAGCCAGCCAGUCAUCCAGCCAGCCAGCCAGCCAGUCAUCCAGCCAGCCAGCCAGCCAGCCAGCCGGCCAGCCCAGACAUCAGCAGCGCUGGCCCACGUCUUUGCAUGUUCUCUAUGGACGCAAUGACUAAUUAGUGCCCCCUUAUUGAAGGAAUCGGAAAACACCUUUUGGACGGACGGACGGACGGCGCGCGAGGAUUCUCUCGGCGUGUGGAAACGCGCGUCUCGACAUAUUUCCUGUUUUCCGUCCAGUCUGGAAACAACGCAUACACAUUUUGUUUGCUUUGGUGUUUUUUCCCGUUUUUAAAUCAAUUUUUUUAAAUUGCUGCGCUGGGAUUUCGUGUCCACCUGAAAAGCAAUUGUGGAGGCAGAUACCAAGGGAAUUCAACUCAGAGCCAAAAGAGUCAAAGAGAUGACCCUGGUCUUGUCCAUGAAUCCUUUCUUGGAGCCAGAGGGAGAACCUCCCUUCCCGACGUACCGACCCGGAUGGAAAACGGAGCGCUGCGGGACGACCAGCACGUGCCCGUCAAACAGUACCUCGCCAGGCCACGCUCAACACCAACUCAAACCGGGUCACAAUGAAGGUCCCUUUCGACGACUUCCCGACCAUGUGGCAAUGUCAAGAAUCGCAUACUUCAAGAGGAAGUUUGUCGACGAGGACCACGCUUCGUUCAGUUUCAGGACGUACUGCCAGACUGUGGCCCCCGUUUUGGAGGAACGUGCCCACGUUCUGCGUCUCUCUCUGGAGAAGAUGCGCUUCAUCGAAGACCCCGAGGUUUUCCUGCGCCGCUCCGUCCUGGUGAACAACCUCCUCCGGCGUCUGCGAGCCGACAUCCUGCUCCAGAGCACCGAAUGGUGCUUCUCUCCCAACCCGCUUUUAACGGGCAGCGUCUUAGCGCCGCCGCCCUCAACCCCCACGCAGCAGCAGCAGCGGCGGCAGCAGCAGCAGCAGCAGCAGCAGCAGCAGCAGCAGCAGCAGCAGCAGCACCACCAGCAGCAGCAGCACCAGCAGCAGCAAGCACUCAACAGGUCGGCGGUAGCCACGCCAAUCUGCUUAGCGUCCCAAGCAGGCCCGCCCUUCCGUAAGCGCUUCCGAACGCUCCGUGCGGGACAAGGGGACCUGGGCGACGACUGCGCCCAGACUUGCUGCUGCAUCUACGCUGCGGCGGCGGCGGCGGCAGCUGCGGGACACUACCUUCACCUCCCUUUGUCCAUGUAUGAUGCGCAAGUGCCCGGGCCGCACUCCUCCUCCUCCUCCUCCUCCUCCUCCUCCUCCUCCUCCUCCUCGUCCUCCUCCUUCUUUCAAAUAGCCAGCCAUCCCAAGUUAGGACUGACUGUGGUCGAUGGGCCCGACGACGAUGACGAUGAAAUUGAUGAAGAGGAGGAGGAGGAAGAGCUUGGCGGACGGAGACAAGCGGGACCUUCUAGCCAUUGGCUUAGACUUAGGUCAAGGCAGAAAAGCCGGACGAGGACCGCGCAGGCUCACGCUUGCGGUAGGACACGAGCAGACAGCUGCGUGACAGAGCUGGAGGAGGCGGAGCCAGAAGAGGAGGCGCAUGGCGGCCCACCUUGUGAGUGGGACUCUGCUGCUGAAGGAGAUCUUCACUCUUUGCAGCGUGGGGCUCACCCACAAUGACAAUUUGCAAGUCUUGGGGACAGAAACAUAGAGCUUUACCUGGAAUGCCAAACUGAUGAAACAAAAAAAGCUUCACCUGUUUGGCAUUGUGUGCUUGAAUGAGAAGGGAUCUCAAAUCCAGUCUUGCUCUGUCUUAAGUUGAGGAGCUGGUGCUUCGAAUACGAUGUAGCAUUCCAAAACUUGACUUGACUCUUUUUCAUUGUGCUGACUUGACAUUCUGUCCACUAUUUGGCUGCAUGCAAGAGCGACACCUCUAUCUAGAUGAGAGAAACAACAAUCGUGUUCAAACACAAAUAGAAGUGCCUUCAAGUUUUUACGUGUCUUCAUGUUCCGAAAAAGACUUGACACUGGCAUUUUGUUGAAUGCUGUGGCCUUUAGCAAAUGUGGCUAAGACUCUUACUAAAUAUACACUCCAAAUGCAUUUUUUCUUUUUAUUAGAGUGCAUGAUGUGGAUGACUCAGCACUGACCAUACGCAAACUUCAGCCAGCCUUGAAGAACACUUGUUGUGGCUUACUUAAAGCCUCGUUUGUAUGUUGUUGUUUUUUUAACGACCACUUUUUUGUUUCAACAUUUCACCUAAAGCUCUCGUGAUGAAUACAUUCCCUUUGUCUUUGUGCCAAACGUGCAUUGUUGCGCUGCGCAUUUAUUUUUCAUCUCAUACAUCGACUUAAUGAAUUCUUGUAAGGUCCUAAUUGAAUCAAUUGGUUGAAAGCACUGUACAUACCUUUUCAAAUACACGCUAAUCAAGAAAAAGAAAACGAGUGCUAUUACUAAGGAUGCUGUCGUUGAAUCUGACCUUAAUGUGAUUUGGUGAUGCAAGCGACUACUGCCAAGAAGGAUGAUCCCAUCUUGUGUUAUUGACUUUUCACAAAGUGUUCAAUGUGUCCUCACAAUGAGUCUCCAGGUCACACGGCGUGGCGUCUCUCCUUGAAUUCCCGUACCUCUUUUGACCUGUUCAAUUGGGCAGGCACGGAAAGGAUGCGCGUCUACAAAUACACAUCAUUCGCAUUCAUGGCAUUAGCGGCUUUUUCUUGCUACUUUUUUCUUCGUUAGUCUGGGUGACAAAUCCAACUUUUUUGGUUCGGUUCUGUUCAAGCAACAUAAAUAACAGAUGAGGAAGAGCUCUUGCUUUCCAAAACAAUUCAAACUCCCAAUUAAUUUGACAGCUACUUUAGAUGUGUUUGUUACUUCCUCGCUCGCUCGCUGCCUGCCUGCCUGCCUGCCUCUCAUCUACUGUUCAAACAACAACAACGACGACAACAACGACACACUAAUGACUGUUUUGGCAUGUGUGACUCUUACAAAUUGACGAGUGAUGUACCCCCCCCCCGCCCUGCCCUUUUUUGCAUCAUCCAAAUCCUGUGAUUACCAGUGUUAUUUUUUAAAGAUAAGAAUUGAACAAAUCUAUGUUUUUGAAGCCAAAACAAAAGAAAAAAAGUGUAAGAGUCCAAGUACUCUCCUCUCCUCUACUAAAGAAAUGUUCUGUGAUAUGUGGCAAAAUCAGUAAAAGUUGCGAAAACC